Molecule: messenger RNA, 1350 nt
Organism: Mycena indigotica
Lineage: Eukaryota; Fungi; Basidiomycota; Agaricomycetes; Agaricales; Mycenaceae
Product: PDCD2-C domain-containing protein
Exons: 5
Coding region: 1-1350 (449 amino acids)
Biological process (GO): maturation of SSU-rRNA
Cellular component (GO): cytoplasm
Source: RefSeq, a predicted model, not a curated record
AUGACGAGUCCGAAUGCUUGUCUACACCAGUCCUUGGUGUCUCGCCAACAAGACGAUGAUGACUGGUCAGACGAGGACGAGGACGGGUCGGCGGAAAUCGAGACAUCCACUCUGCUGGGCAUUGCUGGCGACGACAUCUCUACCGCGUCGGACUUGACGGAUGCGGUCGUCUCACGAAUAGGCGGCUAUCCCGCCUUCCUUCCCAUCGAUGAGCCCCCGUUCGCAUCAUCGACUUGCAAAGUCUGUGGCUUCCCCAUGGAGCUCCUCGUCCAAAUGUGGUGUCCAUUCGAAGAUAGCCCAAGAGACAGAGCGCUCUAUAUCUGGGGCUGCAGCGCCCCAGCAUGCCAAAACAAGGAAGGAAGCGUCCGAGCUUGGAGAGGUCUUCGUUUUAACGACGAAUUUGCUGCACAGCUGAAGGAGAAGAAUGAGAAAAAGAAGGCCAAGAUCGAAAAGCCCAAACCACAAGCAAAUCCAUUCUCAGUUGGUGCCGUCAUUCCUGGUCCUAACCCAUUCUCUUUGGGUACGCAGAUAUUCGGUGGCGCUACAUCACCAGCGCCUGGUGAUACCGCGCCUGAGGAACCCCGGGAGGAUGAACAAGAGGAGGAAAGCGAUGAAACAGACGACGAGCUGCUUCCAGUUCUAGCCUCUGUUACUUUGGAAGAUUCGCCCUGGCGUUCAGCCCCGUGCUUCAAGCCCGUUUACCUCAACACUGAAUCGGAAUUCAUCCGUCCUUCUGCACAAUCCAAACUCCCGCCGGGAGUCCAAGUCGUUGACUCUCUAGACGACAACGAAUCAAAAAAGGGCAAAGACGUUUCAUGGAUGUCUGAGGCUUACGAAAACUCCCUCGACGUUGACCAAGUCUUCGACCGAUUUACUAAACGCGUAGCGCACAACAGCUCACAAUGCGUCCGAUAUGAACUUGAUGGCACCCCACUCCCUUACGCCUCAGACAAGAUUUUCAACUCUCUCUUCCCACUGCCACCCUCACCACCUACCCCGGUCACUAAAGCUGCUUUUACAGUAGUCCCGCCCGCCAAACGUGUCUACGAUCCUGCUUCGCUCCCCGUGUGUCCCGUUUGCCAGUCCAAACGCGUCUUCGAAUGCCAGCUCAUGCCGAAUCUCAUCAAUCUACUUGCAUCCACAUCCAGUGAUGUUGAGAAUAAAAGGAUGACCGAUGAUGAGCGUAGAAAGCUGGUAGAACAAGAACUGAAGGGCGGAAAUUCUCGGGGAAUGGAUUGGGGAACCUGCCUUGUUUUUUCUUGUUCGAACGAUUGCUCCCUAGAUGCUGAUGGUAAAGAAACGAGGGAUUCUUGGAGGGAAGAAGUGGUCUUGGUUCAGUGGGGUGUAUGA